AUGUGGGAAAUUGAUGAGAAAAAAGCUGUGGAAGAACGUGGGGAGUAUCUUGACAUCUACCAGUUGCAAAUCAACAAAGCCCCAACUAUGGCAGAGAUUCGGCUCAAAUUAACCGAGUCUGAGAACAAUGACGACAGACUUCCUGGAACAGUAUCUUGGCUCAUCACUGGUAUCAAUCUGGAGGAUUUACAGGAUGCAUUGAGAGCAAAUAUACGACAACUUCCCAACGAUGCAACCUCUGCUCAGAAAGCUUCUAUAGAAGAAAAGCGGCAGAGAUUGGCAGCUAGGAUUGCCAAAUUUCAUGAAACUGCCGAUGCUAUGACUGCUGGCAUGGAUCUUGAUAUUGGAACAGUGCAUUCUGAUGAUCCUAGAUUCUGUCGCACAGAUAACGAUGGUAAUGAGUGGGUGGAGGUUUCAGAUGAAGAGAUCUCAGAGGAUAUAGAUGAAGAAAUCCUCACAGAAGAGAUGGGUAUCUGGAUGCCAUCUUCAGCAUCUCGAACACAACAGAUUGACUCUUGGGCUGGGCCCCCUCCAAGCUGA
This is a messenger RNA of Suillus paluster, 540 nucleotides long. RefSeq lists its product as uncharacterized. Bases 1 to 540 code for a protein of 179 amino acids. The transcript has 3 exons. The record is from RefSeq and is a predicted model, not a curated record. NCBI's taxonomy places the organism in Eukaryota, Fungi, Basidiomycota, Agaricomycetes, Boletales, Suillaceae.